Messenger RNA from Aethina tumida (small hive beetle), 1567 nucleotides. Its product is annotated as sialin. Gene Ontology annotation, molecular function: transmembrane transporter activity. Gene Ontology annotation, biological process: monoatomic anion transport; transmembrane transport. NCBI's taxonomy places the organism in Eukaryota, Metazoa, Arthropoda, Insecta, Coleoptera, Nitidulidae. Gene Ontology annotation, cellular component: plasma membrane. The transcript has 7 exons. Bases 81 to 1490 code for a protein of 469 amino acids. The record is from RefSeq and is a predicted model, not a curated record.
UUUUUUUAUUCGUAUAAUGUCAAUUUAAUUUUACUAAACUCAAACUCCUUCAUCUGAUGUGACUUCCAAUAUUGUCUAAAAUGGCUUUCAAACUACCAUUUAGAGUAUGGAUUGGUGUGGUAAUCUUCAUGACGACUUUCACCAAUUAUGUACUGAGAGUGAAUAUAUCGAUUAGCGCUUUGGCAAUGUCUACACCACGACAAGUCACUGAAUCCGAUGAUAGACCUACAGUGGCGCCUUCCGAAUGUCUCCCCGACACCACCAAAACUACCAAAACAAGAGAAGCGGGGGACGAAGGUUUUUUCGCAAAGGCGGAAUGGUCCGAAACAGAGCAGGGGCAGGUUUUAGCUGGUUACGGAUACGGUUACAUUAUAUCAUCGAUACCUGGGGGGUUUUUCGCAGAGUAUUUUGGUCCAUGGAAGACUAUAGUGUGGUCCAUGUUGAUCUCGAUUAUCGCCACAUUUCUGUGUAUACCAGCAAAUUUAGUUCAUUGGUCGGUUGUUAUGGUAAUGCGGGUUAUUCUUGGAUUGAUGGGGGGAUUGCACUAUCCGGCUUUGCAGAACUUGAUAGCCCGUUGGGCGCCGCCAAAGGAAAAAGGCAAAUUCAUGAGUGCGAUGUUUGGCAACACAAUGGGAACGGUUAUGACUUUUGCUGUCGUUGGUGCUAUUUCCGAUGUGGCAAAUUGGGCUUGGGGAUUCGUUUUCGUCGGUGGAUUCACCAUAUUUUAUUUGAUAUUUGUCGCCAUCGUAUUAGCCGAUAGUCCAGACCAAAGUCGUUGGUGUUCCGAUGAGGAGAAGGAGUUUCUUCGAUCUGAAAUUCCUCCACCCCGUGCAAAGUUGGUCGCUCCUUAUAAAAAGAUAUUUACUUCGAUUCCCUUUUGGGGUUUGGCGAUUUGCCAUUUCGCUAAUCUUUGGGGAUUAUUCAUAUUAUUAAUAACUGUGCCGAAGUUCUUCAAGGAUUAUUUAGACUUUUCUCUAAAAGAGUCAGGAGCACUUUCGGCUAUGCCACACAUUUGCAGAUUGUUCGCUGGAUUUUUGUACGGAAGCAUCAAUGAUUUUUUCACGAAAAGAGCAUUUUGUUCCAUGACCAUACAAAGAAAAUGUUUUGUCAUAGUGUCUCACGUAAUGCCUGGAUUAUGCCUAAUAAUGAUGAUGUUCCUAAACUGCGAUUCUAGAAUUGGCACAGCCCUUCUUUGCAUGACAUUAUUCUUCAACGCGGCCGUUAUUUGCACUACAAUCUAUAAUCCUCAAGAUUUGGCGCCCAAUUUCGCUGCUACUGUUUAUGGAAUUAUCAGUACCAUUGGGGGUAUAUCUCAAUUUUUGGUUCCAGUUUCUUCUGCUGUUAUGACAAAAUCUGGAAAUACAAUGGAUCAGUGGAGAUGGGUUUUCGUAUUGGCCGGAGCUAUUUUUAUGGUUGGGGCGACGGCUUUCAUUAUUCUUGGCUCAACUAAUAGACAGUCUUGGAACGAACCAGAACAAAAGGAUGCUUAAAGCAAAAUUAACAGUUUUUUGAAUGGAAAUAAUUUAUUAUAUGAUCACAUUUACAAUAUUAUUGAAAUAUACAUAUA